AUGGAUGCUCUUCAACAUUCGAUUCUCUCGUUUCUGGGCCGUCACGAUCUCACGCCUGGACACUUGAUACCUUGUUUGUCGUUCUUGCGGGCUAGAUACCCAGGUCAGGAAAUCAGACCGAUACGGGUGCAAGGCUUUUGUUCUAUCACGUACUCGCUGGGAGAUCAGUAUAUUAUUCAGAUUCGUCCGAGGGUUUAUCCUUUGGAUCUUGAGACUCUGGCGGUUGCGAGAGAUGUGUAUGGCAAUCAUGCGCCGAGUGUGAGGUUAGUCAAGAGAUUUGGGAAUUCUGGACUCGAGAUCUAUGAGAUGAGUCGUGUUCAAGGGAUUUCGUUGCUGGAUCAUCGGUUGGGAUGUGCAGAUUCGAGCGGGUUGAAGGGAUUAGUAGAUGGAUUUGCCGAAGUGCAGAUCUUGGGAUACAAGUCUUGUAAAACUGAAGGGUUUCAUAAAGGGUUGGUAGGUAAAUCGUUGGAGUAUCGGUUGAAACUUUUGGAAAGGGAUCUCCCUGUGAGGUUCAGACCAGUCACUAGAUAUGUUGUCGAUCGUCUCGACGAUAUCGUCACUUUACCGUGGGUAUUUACGCAUGGAGACCUAGUACCGGGAAAUAUCAUGGUAAAUCGCACCGGAGAUCGCAUUUUGGGACUUGUGGACUGGACUGAGAGUGAGUGGUUGCCGUGUGGAAUGGGAUUUUAUGGACUUGAUAUUAUUCUGGGAGAGGGAGAAGGAAGUGCUGGUUUGAAAAAGAGGUUCUGGGAGAGGUUGGAGGUGGGGAUUCAUGUGGAAGGAGGCUGGAGAGGAUUCAAAAGAAGAGUUGAGUUGGCGAGGAUACUUGGAAUAUUGCUUUGGUUUGGAAUUGCCUGGGAUGAAGGGAGGAGAGAUAGGGUGGUUGAAGAGGGAAGAGAUUUUGAGGAGGUUGAGAGGUUGGAUGCUUUUCUGGGAAAUAUUGAUGUGUACGCUGAGACAGAAUCCAAGUCGUCUGAGGAUAUCUUGGUGACUGGAGGCAGAAUAAACUCUAAACUCUGA
Molecule: messenger RNA, 1020 nt
Organism: Glarea lozoyensis ATCC 20868
Lineage: Eukaryota; Fungi; Ascomycota; Leotiomycetes; Helotiales; Helotiaceae
Product: Protein kinase-like (PK-like)
Exons: 1
Coding region: 1-1020 (339 amino acids)
Source: RefSeq, a predicted model, not a curated record